Spathaspora passalidarum NRRL Y-27907 is the source of this 1652-nucleotide messenger RNA. RefSeq lists its product as uncharacterized. The transcript has a single exon. Bases 144 to 1619 code for a protein of 491 amino acids. The record is from RefSeq and is a predicted model, not a curated record. Lineage: Eukaryota; Fungi; Ascomycota; Pichiomycetes; Serinales; Debaryomycetaceae.
AUAGUUUAAUGCGUUUUGAUUUGAGUGAUCAUAUAAAUUUUCUGUGUUGUCCCAGUAUCAGUAAAGACCGUUGCCACUUAUAGAUAAACCCAUUUGUUGUUGUUGUUGUCGUCGUCGUCGUCGUUCCCCCCCUAUUUCACAGUAUGUCAUCCCUAGAAUCUAAUAGUUCACUGGCUGAAUUACCUAAGUAUUCUACCCUUGAUGAAAGCCUUCCGUCUUACUGUCCCUCAUUGAAUUUCUAUGGAGUCGCAUUAAUUAAAACCGAAUUCAACUCCCCAUAUCAUUAUAAUAAUGGACCAAGGACGUGGAAACCAGUUCUACUCCAUAUAAACUCCACCCAGUUGAAUAUUUACAAUUUGAACCUAGACAAAAAGGUCCAUGAUUUGCUAGUUUCGCUUUAUUCGGAGUUAAACUCGUUAAAUGACCUCGCCCUGCAGAUAAACGCCGAUUAUAAAAAGAGCAGUCAGUCGCAUUCAAAUUCCAGCGACAGCGUGCUUGAUGAUGAUAUGUUUGGUUCUGAUGCAUAUGGCGGUAACUAUUCCCGUAAAUCCUUAGUUGAUGAAUCCCCAUUUUCAAAGUUUAAAACCAGAAGACAAGCUCAGAAACAACAAAAGUGUUUGUCCAGCUUGGGAAACUACUAUCACUUAUUUAAAGAUAACAGGUUCUUAUUUGAACCAACCCAUUUAGAAUCAGAAUACCAGAAAUUUAGAGGAUAUCAAGGAGAAUUAAUAAACUCGUACUCGUUAGCUCAUUUACAAAUCGGAGAAGCUCCCUCAUUGAAUCACCUUAUAUCCGCCAUGUUCAAAGAAGAAAACAUUUAUCUGGAUUUUAUGAAUGAUGCUUGUUUGGUGAAAUACAAGAAUGUGUUGCGGCUCAGAAUAGAAUAUAAACAGUUGUUGUUUCAAUUUUGGUCAUUCCAUGGUAUGAUUCAUUGGUUUAGAAACCUUUCGAUCGGGAAAGAUUUAAGUGUUCCAAUUGAGAGCAGAACAAUCACCAAGUUAAAAUCCAUACCUUCUAGAAAUUCCAGACGAAUGAAUGAGUUAAUAAUAGCAUCCGCUGCAGCUGUGGAGUACGGUGGACACGCUGAUGCAAUAUCAGAGUCGGAGUUACCGUUGAGGCUAUUCACCAGACCUCAAUCAAUUAGCGAAAAAGACGAAAGUUUGUACGACGUUUCGUCCUCAAAUUCUUCAGAUCAGGAAUCUACAGUUUUUGAAAAUGGAAGAAGAGGUUCCAACCUGACAUCUAUAUCGUCGGUUGGCUCUUCGUUGCUUAAUAUGGGAAAUUUCAGUUCUACCGUCACGGUGCAGAAUUUCGAGUUUUACUCACGUGAUGGGUUUUAUACGACUUUGGAAAAACAGUACAUUUCCAACUGUAUUCCCGAUUUGACAUAUUGUGAGAAAUGGUACGGGAAACUCCUUACAAUUAGUCACUUUGAUAAGUUUAUCAAGGAUAGAAAUAUUAAAUUUGGAGAGGAAAUCUUCAUUAGAAAUAGUGCAUUGGAUUCUUUAAUCAAAUCGUUUGACAAGAAUAGCAACAAGCUCGAACUGCUGAUUGGUAAUUCCAAGACGUUUUUGAUCCACCAGAGUGGAUUAUAUUGUAUAGACAAUCAUGCUAAGUAAUGACAAAAAACUAAUGAAUGUAACAUUAAACAA